Petromyzon marinus (sea lamprey) is the source of this 7774-nucleotide messenger RNA. RefSeq names its product sorbin and SH3 domain-containing protein 1-like. Lineage: Eukaryota; Metazoa; Chordata; Hyperoartia; Petromyzontiformes; Petromyzontidae. Gene Ontology annotation, molecular function: protein binding. The record is from RefSeq and is a predicted model, not a curated record.
UGCAUUGCUUAGUGGCAGGAGCGGGGGAUGCCACACAGGCGAUCCACGCACUCAUCAUCAUCAUCCUCCUGCUCCUCCUGCUGCUGCUACUGCUGUGACGUGCUCGGGAUAAACCCACGCUGUCAUACGCUGCUGCCGCUGCUGCUUGCUGCUGGAAUAACCUCUUCCCAAAAGGGGGAGGUAGGGGGGGUGCUGGGAAGAGGAGGCGCCCGCCCGCCCGCCUGGCCGCACUGCAGCGCUUAAAUAUUACAGAUUAACACGGGCACGGAGAAGGGAUAGCCCAGGCAGCGAAUCCACGCGCGUGCGUUGUGCCCGGGACGCCGAUCCGUCACUUAUUAUUAUGAUUGUGUCGGCGUACGGAGGAGCAGUGGCAGCAGCGUGCGUUGGUGGUGCGGUCUAGCGCAUGUACGGUGGUGGUGGUGCGGUCAAGUCCGGUGGUGGUGGUGGUGGUGCGGUCAAGUACGGGGGUGCUGGUGGUGCGGUCAAGUACGGGGGUGCUGGUGGUGCUGGUGGUGCGGUCUAGCACCAGAACGCGUGCGAGCAUCUCGCGAGGGGGCUGGCUGCUGGCUGCUGCUGGUGGUGGUGGUCGUGGAUUUGCGCGUGGCGCGCCCCGACUAAACAACGUCUGAACUUCAUUCAGAAGGAGGAGGAUUUGGCAGAAAACGGUACUUGGUGUGCAUCUCGGCAUUCGUCUUCAGUGGGAGCCUGAUAUUUUAAAGCAACGUCUGGUGACACCUGUGCUGUGGUCGGGACACGGAACAAGAGGACACUCACCAUGAGCUCACAAGCUGCGCAACACAUCUCUGUCAACCACAAUACAUUGGAGGAGUUGAAAGAAAAUGGAAAGCCAUCCGUGGAGGAAGACUCCGCACGGACCUCUCGCAGACGUGUUAUUUCCACCGUCACUAUUUCUCACAUGAAGAAAGCGCAGAGCUCUCCUGACAUUCCGUGGUUAACAGAAACAGACGCUUCCAGAUUUAGCACGGGAAGGGGCUCGGUUUUGCUUGCCUGUUCGACCCGAGCUCAUCACACCAAACACAGCACUGCUCACAUAUACACCGCCGCCGCAGGUGCAGAUGCUCAUAUAGAACAUGAAGUAUCUGAGUCUGCAUCAUCCCCACCGAGUGGGAAUGCUGACAUCGGCCCCGUCAAUGGAGACGCAUCUUCAUCACCACUGGUGGCCAAGGGAUUCCGCAGUGUGAAACCCAGCCUCGUCACGACCGAGAAAAAACACACGCAGCCUGAAGAUGGAUCCUGCCUGAGCACAGAUGCCACACAUGACCCAGGCAGCGCUUUUGAGCAAACCUAUAGCUCAGAGCACACAGCAUCUGAGGAAAUGGAGUCAGCUGGUAAUCCUCCACCAGCGCUGCCCAUCACGGAAAACAUGUCUGACCUUCAGCCACAAGAUUUGAAUGUUCCGAACCUCAAUUACUUCAUCCCCGUUCAUUUGCCAAGAGACGGAAAGCCAGAACAUUCAUCUGCAGAGUCACUUGAGUUGGAGAUGCACCCCGCUCGCUGUCAGCCACGAGCCAUGGAGCGGGAUGACGUCCUUGCGGAACAAAGCCAGUCCUGCAAGACUGCGCAAGACGAUCAAGCCUCCAGCAGACCAGACAUCGGCCAGGCAACAACCCCAGACGAAUGUGAAGAGUUGCUCACAACAUCUUCGGAUACCAUCGUCAACGGCGGCGUGGGAUCGGCCUCGGGACCCCAUGGGGCCUCCGCUACGGACGGCGGCCCGACCGGCACGCUCCCCACAGGGCCUCGGCCAGGCUCCGACAGCGACUCGCAGCGCUCCUUCUCGCCGACGGGCCGCGCUUCUGCCUACCCGUCCACCAUGGCCGUCAACCCCACCAUCGUGCUGCUGCAGCACAAUCGCCUGAUGGGAGAGCAGCAAAAACGGCUGAGUAGGCUGUCAGACGCGUCCUCCCCUGCUCCCACGCCUUCACCCGCGCCGGACGCAGCGGGUCAGACGGGAGAACGGGCGGGCGAGCACCCGCACGACCGCCGUGCCUACGAGGGCUACGUGGACGGGCAGCGCUGGGCGGCCGACGGCCGGCCCUCGGUGCGCGUCAUCCGGCCGCCGGACUUCCCCGGCAUUGGCGCCGUGGACGAGGCCGGCAUUCCUCUCACUAGCACAGACCGGCCAAAGGACUGGUACAAAACUAUGUUCAAUCAGAUCCACAAGGUGAACAAAGAACCUUCCGACUGCAAUCCCUACCUGCCUACCUAUCGCUUCCCUGAAGAGAGGGCCCAACACAGUCACUGUCAAGAAGUAAAUGCAUACAAACCCACAUACAUUUUUCCAGAGGGCACAGAAAAGCCUCCUGACCCAGAGGAGAAUCCCUACAGACCCACGUAUGUCUUCUCUGAAUUUGUUGCUCGCCUUAAUCCAGAAGAAGAUGAUGAAGUAGAUGGUACCUUCACACCUCGGUCAGAUGGUACGUCUGAUCACGUGGUGCCGCGCUCCAAGAGUUUGUCGGACAGCCGGGAUUUUGAUGCCCAGCAGCAGAGAUCUGCCACACUGCCUGCGCGCAUCUGCCUCCGCUCGGCGGCCCAGCGCGAGUGGGAGCCCCCUGACAAACGCGUGGACACACGGAGCUAUCGUGCGGAGCCCAAGAGUAUUUUUGAGUAUGAGCCGGGAAGGUCAUCCGUUCUAGACAAGGAAGCACCGGAGCCACAAACACUGUGGCAGGAGCUCCCAGUGAAGAAGCCGCAGGCCUAUGGAAGGCUGGGUUCAGACGGACGAGCUGAGAACGCAGCCGAGCGAAUGAAAACAGGGCCUGAAGCAAUGGGUACAAGAAAGAUUGUGCAGGAGGAGGAACAGGUGGAGAGACAGAAUGGAAGGGAAACAGGAAUGACACGCAGACCGAGCUAUGUAAGUAUGGAGGAGAUAGACGUUCAGAACGAGGAGUGGUAUAAGUUCUUUGCCGAACUGGAGUUUGGCCAAAGGCCGUUUCGCAGAAAGAUCUGGGAAUACACGCCAGGCAACUGUUCCAUUCUGCCUCCCCAGGAAAAGCAGAUGUCUGCAUAUAGCGUGUCUGCUGAACAGCCCACGGACAAAUCAGGCUACUCCAUGGAGCCGGGGUAUUACGCCGUGAGAAGGCAGUCGGAGCCGGCAGUGAGCCCCGUGGGGGCCCCCGGCUGUGAGGAAGAAGAGAGGCAGGUGUACAAGGCAGUGCUGGAGGGAGGGGACAUCCCCAUGCAGGGCCUCAGCAGCGUGAUCAAGAGGCCCUCAAUCACUUCCGCACCGCUCUCUCCUCGCUCCAAAGGUGGGGACUCGGUGUCUGCCCUCUUGUUUUCUGACAGUGAUGUAGUUUGUAGUAACCCCGGUAGCAGUCAGACUCAUCCGUUCCGUAGCGCAGGAGCAGAGGCCCCAGGCGCUUCCGGCUUCGCCGUGGCGGAUAGGCCAAGCGAGCCGUCAAAAUUUACCUGCGACGAAGACGUCGGCGUCGACCAAGGCCUGGCAAAGCGGCGGUCCCACAGCUGCGACGACCUCCUCAACGAGAGCCACAGCGUGGAGACUGAGCAGCCCGUCAAGUCCGAGAGCGCCGAAAACCUCACCACCAAGGAGCGCAACGAGUAUGCCGAGAUCGGCGACAUCAACCGCAGGGAUCGCGGAAAGAGGAAAAAAGUCAAGCGCAAGGUGCGCGUCACCGACCCCGAGUUCUCCGAGCUAUACAGGACCAUGCAUCAGAUCGAUCGGCAGCAAAUUACUCCGUCUCCGUCGCUGUGCUGCGUUGGGACCAUGGUGAAACGGUACGAGGGCAGCGGUGUGGGCCUGCUGCCCAACCAGGGCGGACAAACAGAGGAAGUGCCGAAGGACCUGGUAACCAGCAGGAUUACAGAGUUUGAAAAAUUCAUAAAAAGGACAAAGUCUAUGCCGAACCUGAAAAUAGCAAAUCUUGUUCCAUCACCAGUGGCCGUCAUGGUGAUGUGUAAAAGCGAUACACUCUCCAUCAGGCGUAUGGGAAAUUCGUUUUCCGCUGACUCGCUGCUAGACAGUGAGGUUGCAAUGGAAAGCAAGUGGCAAUCAACCGAACGGAAACCGAGCGCUGUGCCCAGAAAGAAAGCGAGCUUUGCAAGCAGUGAUGCGGUCAGUCCCCAAAAAAGCGCGGCAGCACCACCACUUGUGGUAAACCAAAUCUCAUUGGAGAGGGAAAGAGACGACGAUGCGGACACCGAUGGAUUCGCGUCCAAGCUGAGUGAAUUUGUUUUGGUGGACAGGACGUCCGUGUGCACGGAGAGUGAACUCGAUCGCUUGUCCUUCGCAUCCUGUGAGAGUUUAGAGAAGGCACGCAGGCGAACACAUAAACACCUCUCUGGGGGCUGCACUGGAUACUGCCCGGCAUCGUGGGCCCGGUUCACGCUCAUGAGUUUGUACGACAAGAAUAACUACGACUACUACAGGAGCAGGAGCUCUCCUUUGAACUACAAAUCCAUGAAAAUGGAAAACUACGCGAGAAACUACCGCACGCAGGUACAGCCAGACCGCUCAAGCUUUGCCAGGGCAGCGUGUCUCAUCAACCCAGUUCCUGUCAGACUCAAGAAAAAGAAGAAGUGUUUGACCUCCCCGCUGCAGACUACGAGCAGGCAAGAGCACAGGGCAGAAACGUUGUCAUCCGUGCACGAGACGUACCGAGAGAGGAUGCGGAGAGAGACCCGGAGACGAAGUUUGCCUGACAACAGACUUCUUCGAGAACUCAAAACCGAGAUCAAGCCGUUUGUACCGGAGAGGAAGUCUUCUCGAUACAUCUGGGAAAAUUCCGAAGCUCCUUACCCCUACUUUUCAGAAAACCAUUAUCCUGGUCAUCUGGAGAACAUUGAGAUGUCCUGUCCAUUUCUUCCAAAGAGACAAUAUGCAGAAUACCUCGUAGAUUCAUCCUACCCGCUCCUGAAACCCAUCUCGCCCGUCCCGCCAUCAACUUACCUUCUGGACAGAGACCAGCCCACGUACCUGCCUGCUGCUGUGCGAGGAGCUUAUAGCUGCCACUUGGAUGGCUUAGAAGGUCGUUCAAUGUCGCCCCUGUGGUUGCUGGGCAGCAGCCCACUACCGCUGGAGGCAACGCUCUACCCUCAGCCGAACCUCAAUCACUCUGAGCUCUCGCUCCAUAGCCUGGACCCCAGCCACAGAGCCCAGGGAGAUUGCCAUUUUGUCCAUCACCAAGAAUCUCUGUCUCCCCGGCCGAUGUCCGCUUGCUCGUCCCCAACGGGCCGCCCGCCUCCCAUCUACGAGAGCCGUGAGAGUGCAGAAGUUGUAGCUCGAAGACGGCGGGAGGAGAAGGAGCGCAUGCUGGAGGAGCAGCGCAGGAUAAGACGCGAGCAGGAGGAGGCCGAUAUCGCUUCCCGGCGACACUCUGGAGUCUUCCUUUCCCACCACCAGUUUAUCACCAACGAUCGCUUUGGAGAUCUCCUCAACAUAGAUGACUCCUGGAAGCGGACAUCGGUGGGAGAGGUCUGUCCCAGCUCGCCAUCGCCAGCCCAACCCACUCGACAGACUGCAAGAGCGAAAUAUAACUUCAGAGCCCAAUCACAAAAGGAGCUUCCCCUCCACAAGGGGGAUGUCGUGUACAUUAACAGGCAAGUCGACCAGAAUUGGUACGAAGGGGAGCACCACGGCAGAGUUGGAAUUUUCCCCGCAACUUACGUGGAGCUGCAGCCUACUCAGGAGAAAGCUCCACUGAGCCCACUCGCUGCAGCCCCCCCGCAGGUGAUCCAGUGUGGCGAAGCCGUGGGAAAGUUUAACUUCACAGCCGACUCCCACCUCGAGAUGUCCUUCAAGAAGGGAGAGCGGAUCGCCGUUCUGCGGCGAGUGGACGAGAACUGGUACGAGGGCCGCAUCCCCGGCACGGCGCGGCACGGCAUCUUUCCCGCGUCGUACGUCGAGGUGCUGAGGAAGCCCCUGGUGAAGAACGCCGCCGACUACCCCGACGCGCCGUCGCCUCUCGGUUACAGCCACCAGCAAGGGCAAGGAGGGAACGCAGAGCCUGGUCGUCUGAGCAGAAAGUUCCCUCCUCGCUCCUCCACCCUCCCCUCUCAUGCCGCUAAAGGCAGAGACGGCUCCAGGGCCCUCUUACAGGCCAUCACGUCUGAGUGGCUCGACCUGACUGUUAGGGUGUCGCCCUCGGGCACCCCCACUCCUCCUCCCCCUCCAUUGACUCCUGACCUGCUCGCCUCCGCUCCUGGGAGAAAGUCCGGUGUGUGGAAUGACGAGAUGAUGUGGGGUCGCCGUUCCCGCAGCCCUGUGCCUUCCCAGCCUCCCAGUAACUCGUCUCCACUGAGAGGAGCAGGCACCCACUCCAUCAAGCUGCUGCCUGCUGGAUUGCCACUAACUAUGAGUGAGGCCAGCUAUGUGGAGGCCGUCUGUAACGAGAUCCUGCAGAUAGCCGAGAAGUCGGUGCAGUACUGCAGCAGCCUCUCCCCGUUCCCACAGUCUGAAUGGCUGGGCCCGGCGGCCGGCUGCUCGUACGGCCGCUCGGAUACUGAGCGUAGGCCCAGCCCCUCCCACAGAGACUAUGGACUCCGGCUCGUAGAGCCCAGAUACAGCCCGAGCCUGAUACCCAGCGCCAUGCACAGUCCCAGCACGGCCUGUCGGACCAGCCUUUCCCAGCCUGGCUCCAGGACUAGCCUGGCACGUCAGCCCGGGCUGAGGCCCAGCUUAUCACACCCAGGCUACGACUCCAGGUUAUACGAUCCGGGAUAUGCCUAUGCCUCAGUGCAGCGGGGCUAUGCAUACAGGCCUCUGGAGGUCGGCUAUGGCCUUCGGUCUACAGAGCAGGCAGCCUAUGAACAGAGGGGCAGCAGGGACGGCUAUGAAUAUCGGCUGGCAGAGAGCAGCUAUAGAUCCAGACUCGCAGAGCGUGACUUUGACCAGAGGGCAAUGUCGCGGCCUGGUUCAGGCUAUGAUAAAACACCAUCUCUUAUAAUCUCUCAGCAGCCCCAGCCCCAGCAGCCAGUCCGCAUCCCUGACGACUUCCACCUUACAGGAGAGCCCAGGUUCCAGGCAAUUUAUAACUACAAGCCCCAAAACGAGGAUGAGCUGGAGCUACUGGUGGGAGACGUGGUGGAGGUGAUGGAGAAAUGUGACGAUGGCUGGUUUGUAGGUACAUCGAGACGCACAAGGCUGUUUGGGACGUUCCCUGGCAACUACGUGAAGCGGGUGUGAGAGGGAGCUUCCGCAACGUUGCCGCGAGUGUCGUGGGAAGGGGCAUUCUUUUAACGGAGCUCUCUCGACAGCAAAGGCAGAUAUUUGUAGAAUUUAUUAUGCAAGACUGUAAUGAGAAAAGCAUAUUUCUUACAAUAUAAUAUUGAUUGAAUGAUUUAUUUUUGAUUGCAAAUUAGAAUAAAAAAAAGAUCUAAACCAUUGCUUUCUUGCUAAAUGUUUUGUAUGUUAUUGGAAGGGACGGUGUUAGAAGAAACGGAUGGCUUGCCGAGUUAGGCAGUUGAUAAAGUUUUCACAGUUUCUGGAGGAUUUGUACUGGUUAAAGAUGAUGGUAAAUGGUGUGACAUAAUGUGUAUAUUAAACUGAAGUUCCUUAAACAUCGAGGAAACUAUUUCUGUUUUUAAAAAAUAGCCUCCCAAUGAAACAGUCAGUGUUGCAUUAUUCAGUGAACUUUAAUAUAGCCAUGAUAUUUUAUUUGCUGAUAUGCAAAAUAACCUGCAUAUUAUUAUUGCUUUCAUUGAGUUAUUGAUCCUUGUAUGAAUACGAUGCCAGUUUCAUUUGUGUGCUCUGUUAUUUAAGUUCAGAAUGCAAUUAAAAUGUUUUAUUGUUAAUGUU